Molecule: messenger RNA, 2110 nt
Organism: Sinocyclocheilus rhinocerous
Lineage: Eukaryota; Metazoa; Chordata; Actinopteri; Cypriniformes; Cyprinidae
Product: EF-hand domain-containing family member C2-like
Exons: 14
Coding region: 40-2064 (674 amino acids)
Biological process (GO): regulation of neuron projection development
Cellular component (GO): microtubule
Source: RefSeq, a predicted model, not a curated record
CACAAAUCUCAGCAUUUUGAUUAUUCAAAUGGAGUAGCCAUGAUGGUUGGGGCAGAGAAGCCGGGCACUGGAGGAGAACUUCUCCUGGGGCAGAGCUCAAGACCCAAGUAUUCACUUUUUCCAAAGGGAGAGGGCAGUGAUGCUCCGGCAUGGGUUGCUUUUGACAAACAGGUCCUGUGUUUUGAUGCUUAUUUCCAAGAAACUGUACCUCAGAGGAGGGAAGAAAAAUAUAGAGUGCGAACGUGCAAGAUUUACUUCUAUCUGGAGGAUGACACCAUACAAGUAGUGGAGCCAGAGCUCAAAAACAGUGGAAUCCCACAGGACUGUGACCCCUUCACACGCAACGUCUUGAUGAAAAUGGGGGUGCGCCUAAACCCCCCUUCUUCCAUGCCAGCAGAUCCCUAUACCAACCAUCGACAAGAGAUGGAGGAGAACAUGAAGCCGCUGCGUCCAUAUGAAAUAAUUGAUACCCUGAAGCAGUUUUUGGAACAUGACCGCAAAGUCCUGCGCUUCUCCUGCUACUGGGAUGAUACUGAGAGCAUGUUUGGAGAUCCCAGAGAGCUGAUCUUGCAUUACUUCCUGGCAGAUGACACAAUGGAAAUUUACGAAUUUGUCCUUCCAAACUCUGGUCGAGACACUGUCCCUAAAUUUCUGCACAGGGUCAAGCUUCCCAAGCACGCUCCUAUUCCCAAAUAUCAGCCUGGAGAAAUAACAGACCGCACAGUCCUCAAUGUAUUUGGACCAGUCGGACAAGGAGGUCGCUACAUUUUGGAUAGCCUCAAAACUGGAGCAGUAGAAGAAGAAUUCUAUAAAGACUGUGACCUGACCAUUGGAGGCGUCAUUAAUGUGUGGGGUCGAAGGUUGAUAAUAUGUGACUGCGACAACUUCACUAAAGAGUAUUAUCGUUCUAAAUAUGGUAUUGAGGACUUCACACCUGUCUCAUACAAGGCCUCACCCCCUUCUAAAACAGCCAGACAGGUGCCACCCUACACUGGAUUUGGAUCUGAGGAAGAUUCGCUGUGCUCCUGUCAGGGUUUGCUGCUUAAACCUCCACAGAAGGACUUCAGAAAGCUUAUGGAAAAAGACGGGCAAGGUCUGGUGAGCAAUGUGUUGAGAUUUGUGGCGAAAAUGCUGACAGACAGUUCUAUCGACAAGGAACGUGUUUUUAUCAUAUACGUCUACCUCAGUGACGACACCAUAGCAGUCUUUGAACCUCCUCAGAGAAACUCAGGUGUGAUUGGGGGUACGUUUUUAAAGAGAGGUCGAGUGAAGAAGCCAGGACAGGAGCUGUAUAAGAGUGAGGUGUCCGAGUAUUUCACAGCUCAGGAUUUGUAUGUGGGAGCUCGGCUGGAUCUGAACAAUCAGCCCUUCCAGCUGCUGGAUGCUGAUGAAUUUACAUUCGACUACAUGGAGCAGCAUGCAGAUGAGUUCCCUAAGGCCAAUAUUGACACCAUUAUUAGCAAAGUAAAAUCCAUCAGUGAGGAAGAGAAGAAGAAAGUAAAACAGUUCUUCACCAUGAGUGGCCCAAGCAGCACUGGCUUCAUUCCAUAUGAGUCAUUCAGGACUCUGUUGGCAGAAAUGGACAUUCAUUUGUCUGAACACGAGAUCAUAACGCUGGGUCGCACUUACUCAGUGCGGGAACAGUCAGAGGUGGACUUGGACCUCAUGCUUGCCGUGGUUCAAGAUCAGCUAAAGAAGAAAAACUUUGAGAAGUUCACAGAAAUGAUUCGAGCUUUCACACAUGAGGACCGGCACAGAUCUGGACACCUCUCUUCUAAAGAGGCACAGAUCAUCUUGAAGGCCCUCCGACUGCCGCUGUCUGAUGACCUACUACGAGCCCUCCUCGAAAAGUUUCAAGACGAGUCUGAGAAGAUUGACUAUCAUGCCUUCCUAUCCGGUAUCAACUGGAGAGAAAACCCGGCCCCUGCUGUGCCUCCAGAUGUCACCGUGAAGUUUGACACAGACUGGAGAGAAAAAGCUGCAGACCCUGCAGUUAAAACCAUCAACUGCUCGCUCUUUCUGGAGGAUGUCUUUGGCAGCACCACAAACAUUAAUGAGAGCUGAGAACGGCCUGAUGGGAUCCUCAAUAACAUGUGAAAAGUCAAGAAAU